Bipolaris maydis ATCC 48331 is the source of this 3245-nucleotide messenger RNA. RefSeq names its product Sec8 exocyst complex component-specific domain-containing protein. Gene Ontology annotation, cellular component: exocyst. The record is from RefSeq and is a predicted model, not a curated record. Gene Ontology annotation, biological process: exocytosis; Golgi to plasma membrane transport. NCBI's taxonomy places the organism in Eukaryota, Fungi, Ascomycota, Dothideomycetes, Pleosporales, Pleosporaceae.
AUGGCUCCACGCACAAACAGCAAUGAAGGCUCCCCAGCAAAAGGCCGCCCUUCCGACCGCCAGAAUGGCUCCAGGCCCAGGAACACAAACUAUGGGCCAGGCAGCCAGGCCAUCGAGGAGGUGCUGCAGUUCAUCCGCCAAAACUGGGACUUUAUGACAAAGGACCAGUGCGUGCCCAUCGAAGUCGCCCUGAAACUCAUGGACUCGAGCUCCCUCGGCCUCGCAAACCAAGCAGACCAGUUCCAGCAGACCCACCAGCAGUUGCAAAACGCCCUCAAGGGCAUCGUCAACGAGCACCACCAAGGCUUCAAUAGCUCCAUCGGCACCUUUCACCAGAUCCAGUCCAGUCUCCAGAGCUCACAGCACCGUGUCAGAACGCUCAAAAGUUCCCUUAUAUCAGCCAAGUCACAGCUCUCUACUGCAAAGCCGGAGCUCAGAGAGUUCGCUACUACUUCCCAGAACUACGAUGGCAUGCUACAGAUGCUCGACACAAUAGAAAAGCUACAGCUAGUUCCCGAAAGACUGGAAGCACGUAUAUCAGAGAAGCGGUUUUUGACUGCUGUAGACAUCCUUCAAGAUGCCCUGCGUAUGAUCCGCAAAACUGAAAUGGAGAAGAUUGGCGCCCUGUCUGAUUUGCGCACAUAUCUUAGCAACCAAGAAGUCUCUCUGACUGACAUUCUAAUUGAAGAACUUCAUAGUCACCUCUACCUCAAAUCACCGUAUUGCGAGGAUAGGUGGAAGGAGUACGCCCACAACCAGGUCAAGGGCGACUUGUCUCAACGUGCGCAAUCCGAUGCAAGAGGUCGGCUGCUAUACUACUUCCUCGAUGGCCUCGACACCUCUGAGCCAAUGACCGAUGAUUCUGCCCACAACCCAGAAUCAGACACCUUCCAGUACAUUAGGCUCGUCAUAGAAGCACUUGAGAAGAUGAACCGUCUCGAGGUCGCCAUUGACACCAUCGAGCAGAGAUUACCCGUCGAGCUAUUCAAGGUUGUUGAAAAGUCCAACAACGAAGUGGCUCAACGGCAUCCCAGCAUAUUACGCGCCUACUCGGCCAAGAAGAAUUCCAAGUCCAAGACUGAGAUUGAAAGCGAAGACGUCCGAACAACCCUACUCAACGAUUUGAUGUGGACCCUCUAUGCACGUUUCGAAGCCAUUGCCGAAAGUCAUCGGGUCGUGCAUGAUGUCGUGGCGGGCAUCGUUCGCCGCGAGGGUCGGUCAUCGAGUGCAACCCUAACCCGCGGCUUCAAGGAGUUGUGGAAACUCUACCAGAGCGAGAUUCGCUCUCUUCUUCACGAUUACCUUGCCACAGACGGUGAGGCCUCUUAUAGAGAUGGACAGGCCAAGUCGUCCGCUGCCAGCGCAUUCUCUCGUGCUCCUCGCGAUAAGAACAAGCGCAUGUUCAAGCUAACCGACGUUGACACAAAAGCCUCGGACUUGGCCAAGGAGAAGAAUGACCUUGAGCUUAUUCUCAAGACAUCUGUGCCUGGACUCGUGUCUGAUUCAAAGAGACUCGACGACGUCGAUACCAACAACACCACAAAUCUUGAUGGUAGCGCCACUGGACACAAGCUUCUCGUCGAGCCAAGCGUCUUUAACAUGGGCAUCUUGCUCCCGCCUUCGCUCGACUUCCUCAAUAGAUUGAAGGAGGUCGUGCCAUCCAACGCUGAAAUCAGCUUAAGCACCUUGACCUCGUUCUUGGACGACUUCCUGGUCAAUGUCUUCCUUCCGCAACUCGACGAGACUCUGAUUGAGCUCUGUGCACAAACAUUCAUUGAGCUUGACGCCUUUGCUGAAGACCCACAAUGGGCAAGACACUCCAAAAAGCCAAUAUUCAAGGGAACCUCGCAAUUUUUCUCUCUCAUCACAGCAUUCUGCAAAAUGCUUGACAACCUUCCGCAUGAUCAGGCAUUCUCCCAACUCAUUGUCAAUCAGAUGGAUACAUAUGCCCAAAAGUGCAUCGGCUGGUACAAAGCCCUGGUUGGCCGCUCAAAACCCACGCCCAGUGGCCGCCUUAUGAAAGCGCCAGCUGUAUGGGCCGAGUCGGAUGCCAUGGAAGAACUCAUUGCCCGUCUGGAGCAAAUAGAUCCUUCUGACCAGGCCAACCUCAACGAUGCUAUUGAGAGCGAGGUCGCCCUUCUCAUUGAAGCAGUAGAAGCAGAUGAACCGUUGGACCAGGCUGAUAUGAUCCAAGACAAGAAGAGCAUCAUCAACUUGUGCCUGUUGUACACCAGCAUGAAGUGGCUGGCUACUAAAACGGCCCAGCUAAGGUACAUUAGUGAUCGUGCCUCGGCUCCAGUCAACAUAGAGACCAGUGGCCAGAAGCAUAACAGACGAUGGACCAAGCUUGCGUCUUCUGACCCAAGACCCCAAGGUGCUCCUGUAUAUCUGCCGUUGAGCACAGAAACUGCUGCUAUCUUCGAUGCAGUAGUAGUGGCGUAUCGAUCACUUUCUACCCGUGCCUUGCGCACAUUGCAUCUUGCAAUCCGCAGUACAAUCCUGUACUCACUCGACGCAAGCAUGCAACCAAACAUUUACAUUGACACGCUUCUCAACGAUCCCGACCCAACAAUCCUCACUCUCAACUCAAAUCUCGUGUCUUUUGAUACGGAAGUCUCAACAUAUAUUCCCACGGCCUCGUACAGUCACAUCACACGUGGUUUAGCGUCGUUGAUGGAUAGAUACCUCUUCACUCUUUGCACCUCCAAGAUUGAGCGCAUGAACACCAAUGGCUGCGCACUCAUGCAACUCAACAUCCUUGUUCUGCAGCAGAACCUGAAAAACAUCGAGGAGGGCGCGACACUUCCUUACGCCGCACUCUUCUUCGACCUGUUCACCGCAGGCCCCGAGGCCAUUGUCGCAAGAGCAAGACAGUACGGCAAAGGCUUCGGUGUCCCCGGCGAGAGGUUCGGAGAGGAAGACGUCAAGAAACUACUCCAAAUGGCAUACGAAGAGAGGCUUAACGCCGAAAACAGAGAGGCUAGCGUGCAAGCUAAACGAUCGCUGGAUGCGCAGCUACUGGAGCUCAGCGAGUUCAUGUACUAAACGGUGAGCAGUUGGUCAGAAGGAUUGUGUGGCUUUGAUUCGUUGAUAAGAGACUGUAGUUUGCGUAGGAUUGCAUCAGUUGUAAAUAACUUCCUCAGCCUUAUUCGUUGCGUCCCCUCCUCCCCCCAUCGGCGUCUUCAAGAUCUGUCGCCGUUUAAGGCUUACGCGUCCUACACCGUAUAAUUCUCAUCUUUUUGUGG